Aethalodelphis obliquidens (Pacific white-sided dolphin) is the source of this 2609-nucleotide messenger RNA. It is a transcript of the gene ADORA2B, whose product is annotated as adenosine A2b receptor. Bases 848 to 1849 code for a protein of 333 amino acids. Gene Ontology annotation, cellular component: plasma membrane. Gene Ontology annotation, biological process: vasodilation; adenylate cyclase-activating G protein-coupled receptor signaling pathway; G protein-coupled adenosine receptor signaling pathway. The record is from RefSeq and is a predicted model, not a curated record. NCBI's taxonomy places the organism in Eukaryota, Metazoa, Chordata, Mammalia, Artiodactyla, Delphinidae. The transcript is spliced from 2 exons. Gene Ontology annotation, molecular function: G protein-coupled adenosine receptor activity.
GUGCGGGGACCCAGGGCAGCGAUGGGGGUGGAUGCUGGGAGCAGGCAGUGAGGCGGGACCACCAGCCGCGACUUUGGGGUGGAGAGAAGCGAAGCUCUGGAGGCAGAAUCGGCAGCACCGCAUACGGAUGUGUCUGUGGGGAAGGGCGGGGGAGGUUGUCAGCACCCGCCCUCCCGGGGUGGGCGAGGCUGCGAGGGGUGGUAAGGUCAGUCACUGAGGCCCGGGGCGGGGGCGGGGUGGGGCACGGGCCUGGGCAGAGCCGAAAUUGGAACAGCUGGGCUUGGGCCCGGGCUCUCCUGGGGAGACCGACAGGCGGCAGGGGGCGCAGGCCGGGCUCUCCGGAGGCGCCGGGGCUGCAGGGGAAGGGUCUGGGGAUUCAGUUAAGGGCCCCGUGUGAGGCCUUGGGGCCUGAGCUCAACCGGGGUGAACAGAGGGCCGAGGCGGCGCUGGGGGCGAGGAUGGGGAGCCCGGCCCGGCCGGGCCGCGCCUCCCCGUCGUUCUCGGGCGAGCCCUGCCGUCCAGCGGUGUCCGUGGUGUGCGUUGGGGGAACCCCGAAGCCUGCAGGUCGUCGCCUCGCCCGGCGGCGGCGGCGCGGGGGUCCUCUCGCGGCACGUCCGGCCCUGACCCCCAGCGCGGGUUCCCGGUAAGGUGCGAGCGCUCGGACCGCCCCGCCGGGUGGGGCGCACGGAGCGCGGGGCCGGCGGCGGGGCGGAGGGGGCGGGCUUGGCCGAGGCACCACCCCCGCCCCCGCGCCGCCUUCGUCCCGCCCGCCGGCCGGCAGAGCUCGAGACCCCGGCUCAGACGCGCGGUCCGGGCGCUCGUGGCAGCGCGGCUGGGCCGGGUGGCGAUGCCGCUGGAGCUGACACAGGCCGCGCUGUACGUGGUGCUGGAGCUGGCGCUGGCCGCGCUGGCGGUGGCCGGCAAUGUGCUGGUGUGCGCGGCGGUGGGCGCCUCGAGCGCGCUGCAGACGCCCACCAACUACUUCCUGGUGUCCCUGGCGGCGGCCGACGUGGCCGUGGGGCUCUUCGCCAUCCCCUUCGCCGUCACUAUCAGCCUGGGCUUCUGCACCGACUUCCACAGCUGCCUCUUCCUCGCCUGCUUCGUGCUGGUGGUCACGCAGAGCUCCAUCUUCAGCCUCCUGGCCGUGGCCGUCGACAGGUACCUGGCCGUGCGCGUCCCGCUCAGGUAUAGGAGUCUGGUCACUGGGGCCCGAGCAAGAGGGGUCAUUGCUGUCCUCUGGGUCCUCGCCUUGGGCAUCGGCCUGACCCCGUUCCUGGGGUGGAACAGUAAAGACCGUGCCGCCAACUGCACGGAGCCCUGGGACGGAACCACAAACGCAAGCUGCUGCCUUGUGAAGUGUCUUUUUGAGAACGUGGUCCCCAUGAGCUACAUGGUGUACUUCAAUUUCUUUGGGUGCGUCCUGCCCCCGCUGCUCAUAAUGCUGGUCAUCUACGUCAAGAUCUUCCUGGUGGCCUGCAGGCAGCUCCGGCGCAUGGAGCUCGUGGGCCACUCGAGGACUGUCCUCCAGCGGGAGGUCCACGCGGCCAAGUCCCUGGCCAUGAUUGUUGGGAUCUUUGCUCUGUGCUGGCUGCCGGUACACGCCAUCAACUGUGCCUCGCUCUUUCAGCCAGGCUGGGCCAAGGAGAAGCCCAAGUGGGCCAUGAACACGGCCAUCCUCCUGUCGCACGCCAACUCGGUCGUCAAUCCCAUUGUCUACGCCUACCGGAACCGAGACUUCCGCUACACUUUCCACAAAAUCAUCUCCAGGUAUGUUCUCUGCCGGACAGACGUCCACAAGAGUGGGGAUGGGCAGGCAGGGGCGCAGCCUGCUCUCCAGGUGGGCCUGUGACCGAGGCUCCUCUGGCCUGUUCGAGGAGAAGGCACAAGUUCAGUAACAAAGGGACAGGGCAUGGCUGGCGGAUUCUCACUGGAAGGACAGCUACACCUCACAGGCCAGCAGGUGGCCUCUUCGGAGCACUUCCCCGGAGGUACUACGUACCUGGUUAAUAUGCACACGUUACUCGUAGGUCCCGAGGGUCGGCAGAUGUGUUUACGGUUCUCUGGCUGCUCUGGCUGAUGAUGCCGACGACUUGAAUGGAUUGUAAAAGAGAGUUUUGUUUUCCUAAGAGUCUACCUCUUUCGUGGUAGAAAAUGACUGAAACUAUUUUACUGUGAAACACUGUGAACUAUUACAAUACAAAUACUUUUUAACUUAGCAGGCAAUGGAAAAAGUUGGACAUACUAAAAAUAUAUACUUGUUCUGGGGAAGGUGACCAGGAAAAUUAGAAGUAUAAUUCUUCAAUCAAGACACUGCCAUAUUAGGGAGAUGAUAGUCUCAUAAGUUCUUAAGUAGAAUGUCAUCAGAUGACGGGUUUGAUAACAGUCUUUUCCACGUACAGCAAACUACCCUAAAGGAAGAAACUGGAGAAGUGGGAUCCCUCCGCCACCAGAUUCUGUUUCCCCCUUCCAGAGCUAGAUAGUGAAUUUUACUUCUCUCCCAAGUUCAAGUUGGCCAAGUUGCUGGAAUCCAAAGUGAAAAUUUUACUAAGGAAAGUUAGAGAAUUGUGUUUAUGUAUGAGGUGAAAUAAAAAUAAAACUUAAAAAAAAAA